Nakaseomyces glabratus is the source of this 1455-nucleotide messenger RNA. RefSeq names its product mitochondrial 37S ribosomal protein uS4m (gene NAM9). Lineage: Eukaryota; Fungi; Ascomycota; Saccharomycetes; Saccharomycetales; Saccharomycetaceae. Gene Ontology annotation, molecular function: rRNA binding; structural constituent of ribosome. Gene Ontology annotation, cellular component: mitochondrial small ribosomal subunit. The record is from RefSeq and is a predicted model, not a curated record. Gene Ontology annotation, biological process: ribosomal small subunit biogenesis.
AUGCCUCGUAAGGCGGUGUUGUUGAACUCGUUGACUAGAGGGCGUGUACGUACCUCGUUCAACAAGUACAAUUUGUUCAAUCUGUACAAGAAAGGUAACAUAGAUUUCAGGUCUAAGUCGCUAUACCAGCAGAAAUGGUCCGCUAAACAGGAAACGAGGGCUUAUCACGGUGAGCAUAUCACUGAGAGCAGAUGGCAGACUAUGUUCAGUCCCAAGCUGGACUCUGUGGCUCAGCUGGAUGCAUCGCUGAGAGGUGGUGUAACCAAGGAGACUCCAUUUUUGAUGCAAACCUUUGCUACGUUGGAGAAAAGACUGGACUUUGCUGUUUUCAGAGCAAUGUUUGCGUCUUCUGUGAGACAAGCCAGGCAAUUUAUCCUGCAUGGUAAUGUAUAUGUAAACGGUGUAAAGAUCAAACACCCAGGAUAUACUCUCAAACCUGGUGACACUUUCAAUGUGAAACCUGAAAAGGUCUUACAAGCAUUGGGUAGCAAAAAGCCAAGCUUUGAAGAGGCAUUGAAAGUCGACAAGAAACAAGUUGUUCUUUGGAAUAAAUAUGUUAAAGAAGCCAAAACCAAUCCACAAAAAGCAUGGUCCGAUAAAGUAGCUAAAUUCGAGUCCAUGCUAGAUACAAACGAGAAGAAACAUGAAUUCUUGAAAAGAUUGAAGAAAGAAGAUACAAAUCUACAAAACGAAGAAUAUAAAAUCUUAAAGGCAUUAACCCCAAAGGAUAUCCUUGCAGAAAUUAUUAGCAUUCACCUAAAAAAAGCUAAAGAUGAUACUACACCAGUACCAAUUGAGGAAUUCAAGACGUUGGCCAAAUAUGAUGAAGCAAUUUUGCCAACUAUACACAAAAUCUAUGAGACUUACCUAUUCUCGAAGACUAUUUUGCUAGAUAAGUUGAAAGGUAAGAACAAAGAAGAAAUAAAAGAAUUUGCAUCUUCUUUGAUAUCUCCAAAGGAUGAUGCUAAAAAAGACCUAAUUGCCAGUUCCAAGACUUCUCUAAGAGAGGGGAAAAACCAGCUUUCAGAUUUUGUCAAGAAGUACUCCCAAUCAGUGAUAAAUCAUUUCAAGAACAAACAGACUGAUGGUUCUAUUGCUAACAGUAGUUUUGACCCAAAAUGGGCAGAGAACUUAAAAUACCAUCCACGUUUGGAUUUGGAGGCCAUUAAAGAAGACGAGGUAAAAGCUAGGGAAGCAAUCAACUUACCAUGGCAAUCAAAGCAUUUAUAUGGUAGAAAGGAUUCCAACAAACCUUAUUUCACACCAUGGAAGCCAAGACCAUUUUUGGCACCAUUCGCUAUUUUACCACAUCAUCUAGAAAUUUCAUUCAAGACUUGUCAUGCUGUCUACUUGAGAGAUCCAGUUGCUCGUCCAGGUCAUUCCGAAGUGAUAUCACCAUUUGAUAUUCCAGUACAUGAACGUGCAUACAUGUACUACAUCAGAAGAGGUAAAUGA